Molecule: messenger RNA, 1624 nt
Organism: Odobenus rosmarus divergens (Pacific walrus)
Lineage: Eukaryota; Metazoa; Chordata; Mammalia; Carnivora; Odobenidae
Product: fatty-acid amide hydrolase 1-like
Exons: 10
Source: RefSeq, a predicted model, not a curated record
AACUGCCUGACGGAUUUCCUGGGCGAGUGUGAGGAGGAACUGCAGGCAUUGAAGAACCUCAAGAAGACUGAGAGAGGCCUUCUCUAUGGGGUCCCCAUCAGCCUCAAGGACACCUAUGACUGCAAGGGCCAUGACUCUAUGUGUGGCCUGGCCCAGUUCCUGGAGAAGCCCACGGCCAAGGAUGGGGUCAUUGUGAAAGUGCUCAAGGCUCAGGGAGCUAUUCCCUUCGUUAAGACCAACAUCCCCCAGACACUGCUCAGCCCCUUUUCUUCUGUUUCCCUCGGCUUUUAUUGCAGCAACCCCAUCUAUGGACGGACCCUGAACCCUCUGAAUUUAAAGAAGACACCUGGGGGCUCCUCGGGGGGUGAGGGAGUCAUGCUGGCACAAGGGGGUUCCAUCCUGGGCACGGGGUCCGACACUGCUGGCGGCAUCCGCAUACCAGCCAGUUUUUGUGGGGUCUUGACUACAGUGGCUGGCCCCAUAGCCCGGGAUGUGGAGAGCCUGGUGCUGUGUAUGCGAGCCCUGCUAAGUGAAGACAUGCACCGAUUGGACCCCACUGUGCCUUUCAUGCCCUUCAGGGAGGAGGUAUACUCCAGUAACCAGCCCCUUCGAAUUGGCUACUGUGAAUCAGAUGGCUUCGCCCAGCCAACUCCUAGCAUGGCCAGGGCCAUGAGGCUCACCUCCAGGCCGCUCCAGGCUGCAGGAGGACAUCAGGUCAUCCCCUUCUCCAUCCCCCGUAUAGAGUGUGCUGUCGAACACCUGCUCAUGGGAGGUCUGUUUGCUGAUGGAGGGGCCACCCUUCUGGAGAAGCUUGAGGGGGACAUUGUGGACCCUUGCAUAAAGACAGUGAUCAACAUGCUCCGCCUGCCAGACCCUCUCAAGUGUUUCUUGGCCUAUAUCCUGAAGUACAUAGAGUAUCAGCAAGAGUUCAUAGCCAAGUGGAGGUCCUUGGACCUGGAUGUUCUGCUGACACUACCGCUAACCCCUGCCUUCUCUACAGACCAUUCUAGCAUGGCAUUAGACGGGCAACGUCGCAAGCCCAGAGGGCUGCAGUUCCGAGAAGGACCCCGAGGGGGCGCUCACCCAACACUCUUCCCCACCUGCCUCUUUCGUCCCCUGACCUGGGCUGGCCGGGAUCUUCCUACGGUUGUCUCCUCCUACUGGAGCCUGUACAAUGUCCUGAACUUCCCCGCUGGCGUGGUGCCGGUCAACGCGGUGACGCUGCAGGACGAGGAGGAACUGGCCUUCUACAAGGGAUACUACGGAGACAGUUCUGACAAAUCUUUCUGGGAGGCGGUACAAGGAUCCGUGGGACUUCCUGUGGCUGUGCAGGGCGUUGCUCUGCCAUGGGAAGAGGAGCUGUGUCUCCGGUUCAUGAAGGAGGUGGAGACCUUGGCCAAGAACCACAGGGGACCUGAGUGAUUAGGCCACUCCUCCUGGAGGCCUUCCUACAUCCCCAUCCAAGUCUGCUCCUGAUGCCUCUUCUCGUGAAUACUAUAUCUGCCUCAUGUUUUCUCCUCCCAGAAGCCCACCAGAUUCCCUUUUCUUUGUUGUCUUUCUGCAUGGGUACUCAAUACACGGACUCCUCAGAUUGGCCCAAGAUGGGGCACAGGGUGAAGGGCUC